UCGGCCGUAAGGGAUCCACAAAGCAGAACGUGGGCUCCUCUACACCGUGACUAAUGCGUUCAGAUCUGAGAGUGAAGCGUCGUUCCCACCUCCUCCCUGCCACAGGCUCAGGGAAUCACUGACCCCAGCCCCACCCUGCUUCGUCCUGCACAUCUAGAAGAAUCUUGACGGCUUAAUACUCCUGACUGUCAACGACACAGAGAAAUGUAAAAAAGAAAACGGAAUGGACCAUCUUCUCUUUGCCCACAGGUAAGAUGUUCCAAGUCCCUUGUAGCUCUCUUCGGAAGAAAAUCAGGAGAGUUCUCUUCUCUUGCCGUAAGAACAGCCCUGUUUGACUUGCACGUUGGUGCUGUGACACUGGAAGAAUUGCACACAGGCUCUUGGAGUUUCUUGUUUUCACUUGAGUGGUUAGUUCUCUGUAGAUGGAGAACAAUUUCAUUCUUAACUGCCCUGUUUUCAAGGUAUUCUCUAUAGUCUGAGCUGCUUUAUAAACUGGGCCACUUCCCAAUGAGCUACCCAGCCAGUCCUUGCCAGGAGCUGGCUGAGAACUGUGCAGUGCGUGCAGCAGGAAUGGCACAGGAAGACAGCCGUCGCGGUCAGGCGCCACCUGCCUUCUACCAUGGUGCCAGCCAGGAGCUCGACCUGUCCACCAAAGUGUACAAAAGGGAGUCUGGAAGCCCUUAUUCUGUGCUAGUGGACACCAAGAUGAGCAAACCACAUCUCCACGAGACCGAGGAGCAGCCAUAUUUCAGGGAGACAAGGGCAGUGUCUGAUGUGCACACUGUCAAGGAAGACCGGGAGAAUUCCGAUGACACGGAAGAGGAGGAAGAAGUCUCUUACAAAAGGGAGCAGAUCAUAGUGGAGGUAAACCUUAAUAAUCAAACUUUAAAUGUAUCUAAAGGGGAAAAGGGUGUCUCUUCUCAGUCCAAAGAGACUCCUGUUCUUAAGACAAGCAGCGAGGAAGGAGAGGAAGAGAGUGAGGAGGAGGCCACAGAUGACAGCAAUAACUACGGAGAGAACGAACGGCAAAAGAAAAAGGAGAAGCGAGUGGAGAAAGUCAGGGUUACACAAAGGCGAACCCGAAGAGCUGCCUCUGUUGCUGCAGCUGCCACUUCCCCUGCACCUCGCACAACUCGAGGCCGUAGGAAGAGUGCAGAGCUACCCAAGCGGAAGAAGCGGGCCGCCAAGGAGCCCAAAGCUCCUGUCCAGAAAGCUAAGUGUGAAGAGAGAGAGACUCUGACCUGUGAGAAGUGCCCCAGGGUCUUUAAUACUCGCUGGUACCUGGAGAAGCACAUGAACGUUACUCACAGGCGCAUGCAGAUCUGUGAUAAAUGUGGCAAGAAGUUUGUCCUGGAAAGUGAGCUGUCCCUUCACCAGCAAACAGACUGUGAAAAAAACAUUCAGUGUGUUUCCUGUAACAAGUCCUUCAAGAAACUCUGGUCCCUUCAUGAACAUAUCAAGAUUGUCCAUGGAUAUGCAGAAAAAAAAUUUGCCUGUGAGAUUUGUGAGAAGAAGUUCUAUACCAUGGCUCAUGUGCGGAAACACAUGGUCGCACACACAAAAGACAUGCCGUUUACAUGUGAAACCUGUGGAAAGUCUUUCAAGCGCAGUAUGUCACUCAAGGUGCACUCCUUGCAGCAUUCUGGAGAGAAACCCUUCCGAUGUGAGAACUGCGACGAGAGGUUCCAGUACAAGUACCAGCUCCGCUCGCACAUGAGCAUCCACAUUGGGCACAAGCAGUUCAUGUGCCAGUGGUGCGGCAAGGACUUCAACAUGAAGCAGUACUUUGACGAACACAUGAAGACACACACUGGAGAGAAACCUUUUAUCUGUGAAAUCUGUGGCAAAAGCUUCACCAGUCGCCCCAACAUGAAGAGGCACCGCAGAACUCACACAGGCGAGAAGCCUUACCCCUGUGACGUGUGUGGUCAGCGGUUCCGUUUCUCCAACAUGCUGAAGGCUCACAAGGAGAAGUGCUUCCGAGUGACCAGCCCAGUGAACGUACCGCCAGCUGUCCAGAUCCCUCUGUCCACGGCGCCAGCUGCUCCUGCUCCAGCUGUGGCCAACACUCCUACGAGCCCAGCCCCUGCCGUCAGUAUGAACCCCGUGGGUGGCGCGCUUCCCUCAAGGCCGGUCCCACAUCCUUUCUCGCACCUGCACAUCCACACGCAUCCACACCACGCACAUCACCUCCCCAUCCCACCUGUGCCUCACCUGCCCCCACCUCCGGCCCUCUUCAAGAGUGAGCCCCUAAACCACAGAGGCCAGAGUGAGGACACCUUUCUGAGACAUCUGACAGAGAAGAACAGCGUGCCCCAGGCCCAGCAUCAUUAGCGCCAGCCAGAGUGUCAUCCCCAUGGUGAGUUGGCAGAAGGGGUGCAGCUGUGCCUCUCUGGGGUCUCCUUGUCUCCAUGGCCCCUUCCGGACUUUGACCAUUGUCCUGGGGAGCGAUCAGACUGACCCAAAGGAGGGAACAAGAAGACUGCCCUCGCAACCAGGGGAACCACUGAACUACAGCCCAAUCUGCUUGCAUUUUCUGAUGACUUUUAUAAAUUUCAGAUACUUAGAUUGUGGGAUUUUAUAAUUUCAUAUCAGCGGAUGAGGUAUGCUUGCUUUUAUAUCCUGGUCUUCUCCUCAAAGAGGGGACAGGCCUGGUUUCCUUUAUACUAAUCGGGAAGGCUGUGAGAUUAAUCCAGAGCAUUAACUGUAUCACUGUGUAAUAUAAUAAGUUCUUUUCAGCUUCUGGUACUGACUGCAGUCAAGCUGGCCACAAUUCACACAAUAUCAAGCAUUAUAGAGAAAAUGGGAAUUUUCUUCUUUGUGUAGCUCUUUUAACACACUCUUUAUUUUACUACAGAAAUUAUUUUAGAGUUUUUGUAUAGACUUUAGUAGUCUGUUUCUAAAAUGAAAUGUAUUUCAAUAAGCUGUGUAAUUUUUUCAGUGUAGCUAAACCCAUGUUGUAAAAUAGAUAAAUUUUUAUAAUCAUCAAAAUGUGAUUCUUAAAGAUGCAUAUAAUAACUUCUAUUUCAAAUUUAUUCUAACAUCCGUACAACACAAAGGUGCUUCUGGGGCUGGGUGAGGGUCACCAGACCAGGUUACUGCAAGAGCAAGGUUCAUAAGUACUCAGGAACUUGACCAUCUUUGCUGGGCAUUCCGUCCAUCAGCUCCCUGACAUGCUCCAUCCUUGGUGUCCCUUUGAGCCCCUCUGUGGAUUCAGUGGGGUGGUGAGUUGGAGUAGGAUCACCAAAAGCUUGUCUGAUUUGAAAAUCUGAGUAACAUUGUGAAUACCUUCAGAACGAAGUGGCGAGGUUUCCCUUCGAUCACGUCUGUUUCUCACUUCUCUUAGGAACUUUGUCAAUUUUGAGGUUGCUAUGUUUCCCAGAACCACUAGGAGAAGCUAAAUGGUGAACUGAAAUCAUAAGUGUGAUUGCUGAUAGAGGCUGAGAAAUGCGAAUGAGAAGACAAUUGGCUUCUAAGUUUUAAAAUGUCUGUAGUGUCUAAAAUGGGGGUGUCACUCUGAUCUGCAUAUGCCAUUUAAAUUGUAGUGAGAGGAAACCCCAGGUACUGCUGCCUCGUCCUCCACAGUUAGGCGAGGAAGGAGCAACACCCCUGCCUCUGGGCAACUUCCACAGGGCAUGAUCACCCUGGAGCGGAUUAUAUAGGAAACUGAAGAGAAGGGCCGACACAGUGGUUUCAGUCAGCUGGCAAAUGUGGACCACGAAACUACACGUUUUCUACUUCUUCACCUUAGAGACUGAGUUCCAAGAGUGGCCACCUCCACUUCUCUUCCUCACUUCUCUUUCCUCAGGCUCGUAAAUCAGAACUUUAGCUGUUAUUUAUUUAUCUUUGAUAUGAAAUGUGCAGAUAUGCGUCACGCACUUUUUUUUCUGGCCACGUAACUCUGGAGGGGGACACGUGGACCCUGGAUUGAAGUUAGGUUCCUGCUUCCACAUAUCAUACUCUGCAUUAGCUUUUGGUUUAAUAUUUCUAGAUUUACUACAGUUUUACCUUUGUCUUCUGUAAUGCAUAGGAAAGAUUGUGUGCUGAGACAGGAAAGUAUCUCGGGACACACUUUUCCUCCAAUUCUAGGCAUAAAUUUUAACGAAUGGUAGUUUUAAUAUUUGCAUACAUUCUUGGAGCCCCCAUAUACCCAAGCCAAAUAGGAAGCCAGUUCCUUCUCUGAUCACUUCCACAGUCUCCUUUGUAUCCCAUGGAAAGUCUGCAGAUCUACACUUUCAUGUAGACAUAUCAAUAUUUCAUGGUCAAGCCUAUAAUAUUAAAAUACUUUUAUCAAAAAAGUAUGUUAUAGCUUAGUUAAUUGGUUUUAUCUUAUUUUGUGCUAAAUACAGUAUUGGACAGAGAUUCUAAAUUCUAGACUUAAGGCUGUUGAAUCAACCAUUUUAUGGAUGUACUAUGAAUACUCAUUGAAAAAUUCAGGUAGUCAGAUCUGAUUUUUUUUUUAUUCAAAUGACUAUAGCCAUAAGAAAGUGUCUGCUACAUAGGAAAUCCAGUAGUAACUCAAUAACCACCACUAUCCUUAACAAAAGCAGAAAGUAAGGAAUUAAGAAAGUGAAUUAGCACUGUCACACUGUGUAAUACAUUCUUACUGAAAUGUAUUGUAGAACAUUCUAGAAAUGCCAAUUUUUUUCCUGGAUAAGUAUAUCUUCCCUGACUUGGGAUUUGUAAGAAACCUGUUCUUUAAAAAAUGGGUCUCAUCAGUGUCAUGUUUGAAUAAUGAACAUAUGCAUAGUGAAAUUCACACCGAGAUGCUUCUGAGCCCAGGGCCACAGGGUUGAGCCUGAAACAUGCAGGUGCAUUGGGUUUAACGUGCUGAAGACUCAAACUCAGGGUUGAAAAUAUGCUUGAGGUCCGCCACUAAGAUGGAAGUUGCGUCAUGUGUGUGCUCUCCAUGUGCGCUGUGGUACCCACGGUUCUGCAGAACCUGUUCAGUUCUUGUCAUCUGUUCAUGGAAAAAGAUCAUGGAGGAGUUUGAGUUCUAAGCCCAUAUCUGUACUUUUGUAAAGACAUAGACCUCAUUUCAAAAUAACAGAUAUUAAAUUGAGGCUUUCUUGUUGCCAUUUUAUGCUAUCUUCAAAAUCACGUAUUGUCACAAGGAUUACUUUAUCUUCAAAUGGUUUUUAUUGUUACCAAUUUACUUAUAUGUAGACCAGGCUAGCCUCAAACUCACCGCUUGAGGACUGGGUCUAAAGGAGUGAACUACAACAGCCAGCACCCAGGAACUUGUUGUUGUUGUUGUUGUUGUUUUGAGAAAUGGUCUCACAAAGCUGGCCUUGAACUCCCUAUGUGAAUUACAUAGCCUCAAACCAAUGACUCCCCCAGCUCAGCUGCCCAAGUGCUGGGAUUAUGGGUGCCUUCGUCACCCUGCCUGGCUUCCACGAGGGCGUUUUUGAGUUGGCAUUACAUUUUUAGAGGUUGGGUUGUACAUCUUUUUUUCUUUUCUUAUAGACUUAUCAUUUGGAUAUACACUUUUUUAGCCUAAUGAAAGGCUGCUACUCUCAGAUUGAGUUAGGUAGGCUCAUAAUGGUUAGACUUUAAAACUGAAUGAAGAGAAGAUGAACCAUUUAAUGGCAUGUAGCUUCAUUUUUCUGUAUAUUUUUUACUUAAUUCUUAUAUUUAGCAAGUGCAGAAGUCUCCGUAUAAAACUUUAAUAAAAUUCAGAAAAACCCUUUGAAAAUCAUUUCCAUGUACUGUCUUAGUCCUUCAGCACGGGCCCUUCCAGAGUUGCCUGUCUAAGAGCCUUGGCUUCUGAGCGUGACCCCCCCACACACACACUGCCAAGCAGAUGCAAACUCUCUGAAGCUUUGAAUUUUUAACUUCUUGAUUUUUUUUUCAGUUUUUACUGUUGUUAAAUAGAUAUGUAUUUAGUUUCAUUUUUAUCUCACUGGAAGAUUUAAAAUUUGAGAAUAUGAAGUAGAGAACUCCAUUGCAGGGUGUGUGUGUGUGGAUUUAUUCCUCUCUUGCAGAUUUUGGUUAGGAAAACACACUAUGGUGGGUGAGUUUUUAUGAGAAAGAGAGAAAACCUAAAACGCCUGUCAGAAGAACCCAUUUCUGUUAAAGCUCCUGUUUACGCUGCCGUACAGAAAUACCACUUUUGUUGCUUUGAUGGUCCACAUGAUAGAGAUUUUAAUGCUGUUCCAGACUAUAUGUGGAACACAUCAUGAAAAGAGGUGUGUUAGAUCUAACCAUUUUAUCAACUUAAAAAAAAAAAAACAGUUGGAAUUCUUCAAACUCUAAAGUGGAGUAAAGAAUUACCAGUUUUUAAGUUUUUUUUCUUUACUUAAACUAAGUUAGAAAAUUUCCCAAGAAUUCUCUCUCCAUCUUUUUCUUUCUUUUUCAGGAAUAAAAGGUCAUUGGCCGUUAGAAAUAAUGGCAUCGUUACGCAGUAGCAACUCACUAGCUAAUCUGCUUGUCAUCCGUAGCAUUCAUGAGAAGUAACGCUGACCUUCCAACCCUGGAACUACCUCGAUAAAGCAACCCAGAGAUCCUCGCUACACUCUAUGGAAGCCAUAAACGUUGUCAGUCUGGCCACCUUCACAGUUCUAUACUUUUGUACUCAUUAAGCUUUUUUAUAGACUUACAUUCAGACCUUUUCAUCUUAGAGGAUAGCUUUUGCAAGACUCCAAGGAAAAUAAAAUUCCUUAAAUUCUCAGCCUUGAAACUCUAGUUUCAGUAAAUUUGUUUAAGAAUCAGAUGCCAUACUAUUUUUAAAAAUCAUGUUAAAAUCAGAAGUGCUUUGCAGACCUACAUAUUCUGCAAACAAGUUCCUUUUUCUUGUUUCCUUGCUAGAGGCUGUGAUGAAGUGGUCUUUCCACUCUGCUCACUCAGUGACAUUUUCCUGGAGUUGUCUCUCUUACUGUAGCACAGGAGUGAGUAAUUGCUGUCCGUCUGACCCUCUGCUGUCUAUCACUCUGCUCUCGAGUGCCUUCGACAAGCCCGUGUCCUGGAGCCUUCUUUCCCUGGUCUGGAUCCUACCUCUGAUUGUUUCAUUCUCCAUGAGUAUUGGAAUUCACCCUUAUUCCAAAGGGCUUAGCUACAAACUCACUAGAACCUGGCUGAGGAUUGGGAACACAUCAGUGUUUUGUUCCUCCAUAUUGCUGCUGGGUUACCCUUGUAGCUUCUCUGCUUGUCUUACUCCCCACAUACGACACCUCUAGUACUAGAACUGUUCUUGUCUUUGCCACCUUUCUGUCCUUCACUGCAGGCUGGGUGUUCCUCUACAAUCGAAGGUCAUCCAGUGUGUCUCUGGGCCAUCUUUUUCUCGUCUGAAGUCUUCCUGAAUGCUGCUAUUGCUGCACAUCCUUUCUUUCAUAAAUGUUUUACAGGGUUCCUCCCGUGAUCUUAUUUUAGUCAUAGGAAUUUAAAAGUGCUCUCGGGUUAACAGAAGUCCUUUAUUGAUUUUUUUGAUCAGCCCCUCUCAUCCAGCCACCUGUCCCCCGUGCAAACCCCAGUUUAUUUUCUUUUCUAGUUGUCCUCUUACAGGUCAUUUCAAAAGUGUACUUGGUGUAUACAUAUAUGAAAGAUGUAAUAAAAAGGAAACCGAAGUGUGUUCUGUGUGUAGUAUGUGCACUUCAUUGAUAAGAAUUCCUUUAGCAACUGGCUGGUCUUGCUCAUCUCAGAUUAAAGUUUGUGCUGUGUAAUGGGUUCAUUGUCUCCUCCUAAAGUGGAAACAGAUGAGCUCCUUCAGAGAGGAAAUUGGAAUUAUUUUUUUGUAGGUGAGUGAACACUAAUGAGCAUUUGACCUUAGUCUUUGCUUUCUGACUUACAAGCUCUUGCCUCGAUCCUUAAAGUUACUGUUACUGAGGCAUCCAGGACUGAUAGCUGCAUGAGGCAGGCAUCUCAAAGGGCAGCUGUUGAUAAAUUUGUAAUACUUUUUGUCUGGGAACAGACAGGAUGUUAAUUGGUGGGGUAGUACCAAAUUGUGAGAACCAGUUCAAUAAUAUAGAGUCAAGACGUUUGAAUGUUUCACUGGCUAUUUAGAAUGAGAGCAGUAUGCAAAUUGUCAGAUGUAGAUUCUGUACUGUAGAAGUCAUUAGCUAGCUUCAGCUUGCUGUUUUCCAUCCGUGGUCUAGACAGUCACUUCUGGAGCACUGGAUGCCUAAAAGUACCUGCUUUUAAACCAGUCAGUUUUCUCUCCAGAGUUCCAGGCCUUCGGGUAGUGGAGAGCCAUACUUACCUAUCACUGGGGGGCACUACAUCCCUUGGAAAGGAUGGCCACUUGUUUGUGUGUUAUUAGGAUGCCUUUGGUCAGGUAUCAGAGGGAUCUUGCCCCCUCCGAAGUGUUCCGUUGCUUAACUCCAGGUUACCGUUGUCCUAUUUGAGCAUCUGGUGAGAUCGGGAAUGUGACAAAUUACUUGAAAAUGAUUUUCAUAGGAAAUGGAGAUACUCAAAAGGAUCUGGAAGCUGGGUUUUGCUUAAGGUCAAAAGGAAAUCUGAUGCUUGUGCUGGCUGGUUUCAGUGGAGUCAAGAGCCUGCCUGUCCGGGUCUGAGAAGGAAGCAGCUUGUUUCUGCAUCCCUGGCUCCUCUAAAUGAACACAGCCUCUCCAGUCUGCCUUGUAGGUGAGCGGGGCCGUGUAGCCAGAAGCAGGGUCUCGUUCACCCUGCAUAGGACCUGAGACUGCUUGGCAGCAUUGGAAAGUAUCUUCCCAUGUAUGAUUCUAAGUUGAAAAGAAAGAAACAGUGUGGUGUAAUAAGUGUUUACUUCUCAAGUUCUAUCGCCAGAUGCUCCAGAAAAUCAAGUCAAUUAUCUUCCACAAAUUUGAAUAUAAUUUUUUUCAUUCCUUGAGCUAAUUCUAUUCCAUCUGCAGUACUUGUUUUGACCAUAAGGGAGCGCUAAAGUACUUUCUUCUCAGCUUUUAAUGCCCUUCUAGGGUAUCCCUUGGCUCACUGAUUGAAUUUGAAGAAAACAUUUUCACAUAUCUCUAAGUUCAGUAGUUGCUCCGGCCUCAUGAUGUUAGCAGAGAUUCCUGGGUCUGAGAUCUGUGUGGGCCAGGCAGCAUAAUCAUCCAGCCUUUGUUAACACUGGUGACAUGAGAUUGGAAGCGAGGCCCUUGUCACGAAGGAUCCAGUGUUUACUAACUAAAUGCAGAGCUGAAAGGCACGCCUCUUCCCUAUUUCCUCCUCUGCGUCCCAUUGCAGCCCAGCACCAUCCCAUCUGUGACAGCAGUGGGACUGCUGGAGUGUGUGUAAGGGCACGUGCUCUCACUUGGUCUGCUCCAAUAGGUAUCGGUUAUACCAGGUCUUCCAGUUGAGUGGGGAGGCCUCCCACAGCAUGCACCCCUUCAAGCCAGAAUUUCCUUGUCUUUGGGCUCCUGGCCCUCAUCAGCUCUCUGGAAAUUUUGAUUGUGCUCAUUGAGCAUCUUCAGAUGAAAAGUUGGGUAUUCACUAGGGGAAACACCAGCCUGUGAACAUUUACCCUGUAAGAUCAGAAAGUGUUUACCCGUGGAAGGGCAUCCCUUAUUGAUUUCUUUCUUGCUGAUCCCUUUUCCCCAGCAAGACCCAAGAACCUGAUCAAUGCCGGACGCAUAGAGUUGGGGACUCCUUGUAACUCCAGCACUAGGCAGAAGUGGAAUGGAAGCUGUGACCAGGGUAGGUAGCAGGUGGCUGUCCCCAUAAUGCUGAGGUCACUUGUGCUUUCUCUUUUCUUAAAGGAAACCCAGUUUGCUUGCCGGGAAUCUUUAGUCUUAGGUUUACAAAGCUUGCUGUUGAAUGUUUGUCCAAAUGAGUGAGAGAAGAGAGAAGCUCCUUGCUUCUGGUCCAGCCUGCAAAGUCAAAAGAUUGACUGUAUAGACUGAGGCAGUGUCUCCCUGUGUCUCUGUAGAGGCGCAGUUGAAGGUCAAGUCAAGGUGGAACUUAGUGAAGGAAGGUACCUGUCAUGCUGUAAAGAAGCUUAAAGGACCUUGGGGGGUUGGCAGGUGGGUAGGACAGGAUCUCUUGAGACGGGAAGCAUGGCAGAAGAGGCGGGCUGCUUGGCCCAGGGAGCUGUGUGAUGGAUGGAGUUAGGCGGCCUCUGAGCUGGCCCACAAUGCCUGGCGUCCGAGUCAUCCUUUUUCCUAGCGUCCUGUCCAGCCCCCGCGGUGAUAAGUUUCUUCCUGUGUUAAGUAUACCAAUAUUUUUUUAGCAAUGAAAUGCACUUUUUUAUUUCAACUCAAUCAUGAUUUUAAGUAUAAAAAAUUUAUAGAUUGUUAAAACUACUUUUUUGUGUAUUUUUAACCACUCAAUGUAGUAUUGUAUAUUUUAUUCUUAUUAAGACUCUGGUACAAGGUGUGCCAUAUAAUGAUUUUUUUCCCAACAUGCUGGGCCUUUGGAUGUGUACGGUAACCAACUUCAUGCUAAUGUUCAAAGUAAAAGAGAAGAAAAAGUAGCCAUA
Messenger RNA from Myodes glareolus (Bank vole), 10387 nucleotides. The record is from RefSeq and is a predicted model, not a curated record. NCBI's taxonomy places the organism in Eukaryota, Metazoa, Chordata, Mammalia, Rodentia, Cricetidae.